GGUUUCGAUCCAGAGGACAGGGAGCGGCAGCUUCCCCUGCGAUGGCCGAAGAGGACAUGCUGCUGUCUGCAGACCCUGAAUGCUCCCGAGCAUGCCCAACUGAGACCCCUACUGUGAAAGAGCUGGAGGAGCUCUUGUACACGGGGAGACCCUCCUGCAACCAUGUCGAUGAAGUUUGGCCUAAUCUCUUCUUAGGAGACCACAAUUCAGUCCAUAGUCGAUUCGAUUUAUGGAAGGUGGGCAUCAGCCACAUUUUAAAUGCUGCUCACGGCACACUGUUUUGCCACGAACCUCAUGAUUUUUAUGGAGCAACCGUCGAAUAUUAUGGAGUGCCAGCCCACGACCUUCCGGAUUUUGACAUCAGUCCGUAUUUUCACCCUGCAGCAGAAUUUAUACACAAAGCCUUGAGCACCCCAGGAGGGAAGAUUUUGGUUCACUGCAUUCUCGGUAAAAGCCGAUCAGCAGCCUUGGGGUUGGCUUAUCUCAUGAUCUACCACAACUUCUCACUGAGGGAUGCUAUCGAAAGAGUUCUCCAACACAGAGCCGUCUGCCCAAACCGCAGGCUCCUGAAACAGCUGCAAGGUCUUGAUCUGGAGAUGCAGCGCAAGAAAAGCCCACGCCGACUUCUGUAA
Messenger RNA from Sphaerodactylus townsendi, 632 nucleotides. Its product is annotated as dual specificity protein phosphatase 13-like. Gene Ontology annotation, biological process: negative regulation of MAPK cascade; protein dephosphorylation. The record is from RefSeq and is a predicted model, not a curated record. The transcript is spliced from 3 exons. Gene Ontology annotation, molecular function: protein tyrosine/serine/threonine phosphatase activity; MAP kinase phosphatase activity. The coding region runs from base 42 to 632 and encodes 196 amino acids. Gene Ontology annotation, cellular component: cytoplasm. NCBI's taxonomy places the organism in Eukaryota, Metazoa, Chordata, Lepidosauria, Squamata, Sphaerodactylidae.